ACACUGAUUUGUCAAGUGACAGUUGGAGAAGCGGCGAAGUGUUGACAACAAAUUCGAAUAAUUUAUAUUUCAAUUUUUCUUUUAAUUUUGUAAUGAUUGGAAUCAGAAUGAACACAUUCAACGAUAGCUCGGGGGAGCCAGAACAGGACGCGAACUCCGCUUUAACCGAAUUGGACAAAGGUCUCAGAUCGGGAAAAGUCGGAGAGCAAUGCGAAGCCAUAGUGCGAUUUCCUCGUUUAUUCGAAAAAUACCCAUUUCCUAUACUAAUAAACUCAUCAUUUUUAAAACUAGCCGAUGUGUUUCGUAUGGGUAAUAAUUUCUUACGUUUAUGGGUAUUACGCGUGUGCCAACAGAGUGAGAAGCAUUUAGACAAGAUUUUAAACGUCGACGAGUUUCUUAGAAGGGUUUUCAGUGUACUACAUUCAAAUGAUCCUGUGGCGAGGGCAUUGGCGCUGAGGACUCUUGGUGCGGUGGCUGGGAUAAUACCUGAGCGGCAAAACGUGCAUCAUGCAAUCAGAAGGGGGUUGGAGAGCCAUGACAAUGUUGAGGUGGAUGCUGCAAUAUAUGCCACUACUAGAUUUGCUGCUCAUUCUAACUCCUUUGCAGUGGCAAUGUGUAAUAAGCUGUCAGAUAUGGUGGAGUGUGAGAGCACUGGUGCUGAGCGGAGGGCCAAGCUUGUGAGGGCCUUGAGGACUGUUCAUGGGGGAGCUGUUCGAGCCCAAGGAGUUUUGAAACUUCUAAGAUCUCUGCUGGAGAGGUUUCCUUCAUCAAGCUCAGUGCGGGCAGCCAUCACUGCCCUCACUGCUAUUGCUGCAGACACUGUGGUGCAUGUGCCUGAUCAGGUGGAGCUCCUCCUAAGCAUAGCAAUGAACGACGCUCGCUCUGUAGUGCGCCGCUCCGCUUUACUAGGGCUGAAGAAGUUAGCAGAACACGCAGCGCUAUGGCCCGCUGAGUGCAUUCGGGAUUUAGUAUACGCGGCCACUGCUACUAAGGAUCCUGAACAUACCAUGUUAUGCUUGCAGGUUAUGCAGAUCCUCGUUCGUUGUCCUGCCGUGUGCGCGUCGGCGGGCAGCCCCAUCGGCACCUCUCCCAGCGCGUUGCGCCAGUUCUGCAGCGACGCAGCUCUGAGCGUUGACAUGCAGCAAGCCGCCAUUGCUGCUGACGUCCUCACCAGGAUUGUGGUUCACUGUUAUGAGGAGAGUUUACCAGUGGAAGGCGCGGAUUUGAUGCUGGCACUAGAGUCGUUGGUGAUCGCUACCGGUAUACCCAACGGUCAGAACAAUAUCAAACCGUUGCGGAUCGCUUUGCGCUGCUUGGUACAACUCAGUACAGCCCAGCCGGAUCUGUACGCACAACGCACGGCGGCUGUGGUGGGGGCCCAAAUAGGAGCCGGGGAACAACGCCAAGUGGCGCUAUUGGAGGCCCUGGCCGCGCUCGGAGCCUUGGGGGCCCCUGCGUUGCCACAUUUACUACCAGCGCUGCAACAUGCAAGGGAAGCCUGCAAAGACCCGUCCUACGACGGAACCACUCUAGUGCUAAUAUGCACAGUACUGCUGCAAGAGAGAGCCGGUGCCGCUCUAACGCGCAGAAUCAACAGGUCCUGGGAGCUGAAGAUCAAGGACGCCAUCCAGGGUGCUGAUGGAUGGACCAGAUAUCGAGUUGCUAGAGCUUGCUUGAGGUACGGGCACCACAGCCUAGCAGCAGAUAUCCUUAAAAGGUUAUCUGAAGAAGCUCCCAGUGAGUCCGCCCAGCGCUGGAUCACCGCUUUGUACAGAGCUGCCGCUGCGGACUCCAAGUUGUUGGAAGACGGUAUAUCGGGCUUGGAGGAAGCGAGCGCGGGCUGGGAGUCGUUCAGCGACGGCGGGGUGAGCAGCGGGGGCAGUUGCUCGAGCGGGUGCAGUGGCUGCGCCGCGUGCUCGCCCCUCGCGCCGGCGUGGGCCGCCGCGCGCGCGCAGGCGCUCGCCGCGCUCGCCAGCACUGCGGCCGCGGCGCGCGCGCUGUGCACGCAGCCCCCGCCCGCGAUAGCGCUAGCGCACGCACAGGCGGCGCGCGACCCCGCGGCCAAGGCUGGCGCGUGCGCGGGCGCGCUGCGGCGUGCGUCGCGCGCGCUGGCGGGCGUGGCUCAGCGCUACGCGGCCAUCGCGCGCACCGCCUUCCACGCCGACCCCUCCACGCUGCGACAGCUCAGCAUUUCGCAACACACAUACGCUUCGCUAGCCCAAUUUUUGGACAGGAUAACCUCCAGCCAGCAGGAGAGACCAGAGUUGGUCACCAAAGACAUAAAGGCGACCAGUCUAGAGGAGACCAUAGCCUUGGCGCCGUCUAUAUCGCUCGCGAAGAUCUCUGUCAAGCUGUUUGACAACCCUACUACGAGCCCGGGGAUCACGCAUAGACACGCAGAAGCAGUUCUAGCGGCUGUACGCGCCUUAUCAGUAGGCACGUGUUGGCCGCGAGACGUGUGCAGUGGCGGAUGCAGCGGCGCGCUUUGCCGCGUGUCCUUGAGCCCCGCCCACCGCCCUCCGCCCGCGGACCACGCCGCCACGCUACCACUCACCCAUCGACUAGCGCUCAAGCUUGAGGGUGUCAUACUGCCGCCACCAGAAAGCAAACGCAAGCCAAAGCGUCAAGUGAAAGGUGUCCAAAUUACUGUCACCGCAACUCCUCACCCGCGCACCAACGAAAAGACGGUGGAGUUAACAAACAUACCGCCAUCACUGACCGCCGUGCAGACCGUAGCGCCGCUACGGGACUUCUUCUCCGCCCAGCAGCUAGUUAGCGUGUCCGCCCCCGGCCUGUACACGGUGGCAGUGGAGGCCGCCUUCGUGGACGAGCACGGCGAGCUGUGGCACACGGGGCCCAGGACCUCCAUCGUUAUCAAGGCUCACGAAGAUCCCAGCACCAAAGGGAACAGUCAGACGACGCGCGGGCGUUUUUAGAUAUGUAUUACGAUAUUUAUUAAUCAACGAUUACUUAUUAUUUUACAAUGUAAAUUUCCAUUAUGUAUUCGUCAAUAAAUUAUCAUAACAGUUUCAA
Molecule: messenger RNA, 3033 nt
Organism: Maniola jurtina (meadow brown)
Lineage: Eukaryota; Metazoa; Arthropoda; Insecta; Lepidoptera; Nymphalidae
Gene: INTS7
Product: integrator complex subunit 7
Exons: 17
Coding region: 93-2936 (947 amino acids)
Biological process (GO): snRNA 3'-end processing
Cellular component (GO): integrator complex
Source: RefSeq, a predicted model, not a curated record